AAGAUUGGGAUGUUUUGCAUUUCAUAUAAAGUGGAUCCGUGAUAAUGAAAGGAAUCCGGUAAACCUAGCUUACGAUAAGUCUGACGCACUCGCCAAAAGUCUCCGUGUGAUUGUUAAUAAAUACUCGGACGAUAAAAAAGUUACGAAAGCAAAGAGCCUUUUGGAUGUUAUUAAAGCAAUUUACGGGCAUAAUUCAAUGUUUCAUCUACAACAAGGAAGCGUGGCUUUUAGCUAUUCCUCUGAUGGGCUUUUAGCUCGUUGUAGUCUCUGGUUUUUAUCAGAUCAACGGAAAAAAGGCAACGAUAUAGAUAAACUUUGGCUUACCAUUGAAAACAAGAUGUGCGCUCUUCAGAUAGAUAAAGAAAGAAUGAAUUUGGAAAUUCUUCAGGCAAGAAAGAGCGUGAAAAGUGAUCUUCAACCAGGAAACGGAAGGUCUUCCUCCGAGUCUCUUCUCUCUGAUGAGAGCAACAAAGAACAUGAUGAGGACGAUAUGGAAAUUAAAUUUGAUCUAACAAGAUUUCAACCGAAUUACAACGUGAACCGGAAGUCAAAGUAUGACACAUAUUUAAAUUUUGAUUCUUUUACUACAUGUACCUUACAGUUUGCUUCUGUUUUAGUGGGAAGUUGGCCACAUCAAUGGCUUUAUCAUCGAUUAUUGUCCUCUCCUGGCCAUGUUCAAUCCUUACUUUCACCAGAAAUUUUGUCAUCUCUUAAUGAAGCAUCGUUUAACCAUUUUCUCGGCAUGGACGCAUUUAUGGAAGGUGGAAAGUCGAAACUAAGUAGACUAUGCUAUGAAGAUUGCUCCGUUAAAAUUGUCCGAUGUUUACAUUUUGUCUAUCCAAUUGCUCGUCCAUUUUUCGUCGGUGAUGAAAAAGAAUACGAUUUAGUAUUAAACCGUUCUAAUGCAGGUUCUAAAAAAAGACCGGACCUUUCAUGUGUGAUAAAUGGUGUACCGAUAUUGAAUUCGGAAUUUAAACCUUUGGGAAGUGCACCACUACAACGAAUGAAGGACAGACUGAAGGUGAAGUUAAAGGCCCGAAAAUCCAUUAAUCAACAAUUACAAAGUAAGGGUGGUCCGGGCGAGGCCGUAAUAUUCUUAAACAUGGGCGAUUUAAUGGAACCUUACUCUAUGGAUCUUAAGUACGACGGUUUAUACCGUUCCUGGCCAUUCCUCACUACCAGGCUGGUAGUUGACAAGGCUUGCAGGAGUUGCGAUCCAUCAUUUGGCAUCUUUAGAG
This is a messenger RNA of Funneliformis geosporum, 1238 nucleotides long. The record is from the annotation of a GenBank genome assembly. Lineage: Eukaryota; Fungi; Glomeromycota; Glomeromycetes; Glomerales; Glomeraceae.